This is a messenger RNA of Darwinula stevensoni, 7890 nucleotides long. NCBI's taxonomy places the organism in Eukaryota, Metazoa, Arthropoda, Ostracoda, Podocopida, Darwinulidae. The record is from the annotation of a GenBank genome assembly.
AUGGGUAAGAGAGAGUACACGGCAGUGGGAUCACGACUGGCACGUCUCGAACCUGAGCUGCCACUUCCAGCCUCCGUACCCGACGAAUCCAUUGUUGAUAGAUCCCAUUCCAUCCUACGAGGACCCUCCAAAGUGGAAGAGCCAGCCGUACCACGUCGACCGCUGCUGCAAUGGGUCCAGGGCAGGCACUGCCCACCCCGGCCUCCUUGGCUCGACGUCGCUGCUGCAGAUCGCGAGUCGCCGCUGACAGUACCACCAGCCGUUCGUGUCGCCGGGAGAGAUUUUUCGCAUCCGACCCGCAAAUCGGGCUCACCUGUGCUCUUCACACGAGAUGUUGGAUCUGGGGCGUUCUGUCCGUUUUCUCAGGUGGCGGAACCCGGGAACGGAACCGGAAACGUCAAACGCUGCAACUGCUCGUGCGGCAUCGGAGAGAUAGGGAAGUACGGGAAGAUCGUGAACGGCAGAGAGACCGAGAGGGGGGAAUUCCCCUGGCACGUGAGAAUCCUCGGAGAACGAUUUCAAUGCGGCGGGGCCGUGAUCAACAGCCGGUACGUCCUGACGGCCGCUCACUGCGUGGCAGCCGAGAGCCCCGACUCCCUGUGGGUCGUCGCGAGAGAGCACGACCGGGACGACCCCGACGACCGGGCCACCCUCAAGCUGAGGCCCGACGAGAUCGAGAUCCAUUCGGAAUACGUGAUGAAGACCUACGAGAACGACAUCGCCCUCCUGAGGCUCGACCAGACCCUUCCCUUCAACGGAACCGAGAAGACCGUCCCCAUCUGUCUCCCGGAACCUUCCGAUCCCGCCACCGACGGACGAGCCCACAAAAGCCCGAUGCAGCCGUGCCGCUUGGGUACGGAUCGACGAGACGAAACUCGGUUCUUCCCUCUCCUUCCUUUAGAGAAGGAUUACGCGAACGAAAUCGGCGUGGUGACCGGAUGGGGCUGGACCCGCUGGCAGGGCAGCGAGUCCAACGUCCUCCUCAGAGUGGAGGUUCCCAUCAUGUCGAACGACGAUUGCAAGACCAAGACCCGGUAUGAGGCCGAGGAAAUCUUCGACUCGAUGCUCUGCGCUGGAUACAUGGAAGGAGGGAAGGACUCGUGCAAGGGCGACAGCGGUGGUCCCCUCCACCACACGGCACCGAGCGGGAGGCAAUUUUUGAUCGGAAUCGUCUCGUGGGGGGUGGGCUGCGCACAGCGUGACUUCCCGGGGGUCUACACGAGGGUCACCAAGUAUUUGAAGUGGAUCGAGGAGAACACCCCGGAGGGAUGUUACUGCGAGAGGGAGGCGCAGUCCGGAGCGAACUCCUUCCGUGCUUCCAACCUGCAUCUCGUCCUUUUGGCUUUCUGGCUGUUUUCAUCUGCCUCGCGAUCGCUGGAAGAACUUUUCGAGAGAGCACUCAAUGAGAAUAUCAUUGUUUUCUUGGGAACUGGAACUGGAAAAACUUACAUUGCUCUCAUGCUCACCAAACGCAUUGCUGAACAGGAGCACAUACUCAGACCUGAUGGGAAGCGAGUCAUAUUUGUUGCGAACAGCAGAGUAUUGGUGCAGCAGCAAGCAGAGUAUUUUAGAACUCAUCUCCCUCAAAAUUUUGAGGUGAACUUCUAUCUUGGGAGUCCAGCCAUUGAUAUGUGGAAAGGAGACAAGUGGCAAAAAGAAUUCAAAAAGCAUCAUGUCAUGGUGUUCAGUGCCCAAGUUUUUGCAAAUGUCUUGAAUCAUGCUUACUUCAAGAUGAAUCAAGUCUGUCUUCUCGUUAUGGAUGAGUGUCAUCGAACUGUGGAGAGACAUCCAUAUGCUGAGAUCAUGAGACACUUGAAUAUGUAUGAGAAAUCAGAAUGGCCAAGAAUCCUUGGACUUACUGCAUCUGUGCUCAACAGCAAAGAAAAACCACAUUCUGUAAUCAAGAAGAUGAGGAAACUGGAGGCCAUUAUGGCUGCAAGAGUUGCAACACCUAUGGACAUGGAAAAUGCUGCAGGCUUUGGCACUAAGACCAAUGAAGUCAUAGUGAGCUGCUUUGACAUGGGAAACCUCGAAGAGAUUGGGAUCAAUGCCAUCAAGGAGACUGGAGAGGCUCUUCUUAGAAAACUGACAGAAAUAAAGAAGAAAAUCACCACAAGUGCCAGGGAUAUGCCUGAUAUUUAUCACAUGAUAGAUGAGCAGGGGAGGAAUCCAGCAAAGGAACCCAUGGCAAUUAUUAGAGAAUUUCUCAGAACACUUGAAGAAUCAGGAGUUUGGUUUGCCUGGAAAGCUACUGAAGUGAUUAUCGCAAUCAUUGGAGAAAGAUCCAACCCACAAGAGGUAGCACGUAUGUAUGAUGUGGUAGUCAAAUACCUGAAGAAGGUUCGGCAAGUUUUGGGGAAUAUCUUGUUGCAGACAGGACAAGAUGAGUUGAACCAAUGUCUGAAGUUAUCCAGUGGGAAACUGAAGCGUGUUGUGGAGUUACUCAAGCUGUAUUCUCCUCUCAGUGAUACUGAGAUUGCCACUCCCAGAGCAUCUUUGGAUGCAAAUAACUUACGAGGAAUAAUCUUCGUUCAACGUCGCUUUACUGCUCGAAUGGUCUAUGAAUUCCUGUUGCAUAUGAAGAGGAAUGAUCCAGAUCUGGAUUACUUGGAACCCCAAUACAUUGUGGGGAAUAAUGAUACAUUCCUAAUGUCAGAAACAGUGAUGAAUGAAGAGCAAGCAAAGGCUGAGGAGGUCAUGAAACGUUUCCGGUGUGGGGAGGUCAAUCUCAUGGUGGCAACAAGUGUAUUGGAGGAGGGCUUGGAUGUACCCCAGUGCAACUUGGUGGUGAGAUACGACCCACCCAUGGACUUCAGGGCUUAUGUACAAUCCCGAGGCAGAGCUAGGUCAAAGGUCAAUGCUCAUUACAUCCUCUUGACUGAGCAUUCAAAACUGAAGGAUUUUACAGAUGCAGUUCGCUUGUACCAUGAAGUGGAAGCUUUCCUACAAGACCUGGUUGAGCAAGACCUGGAUGAUCCAGAAGAGGAUAUGGCUUCAGAGGCUCUAGAACCCUUCCGUCCAUUUGGGAAUGUUACUCCCCAGGUCACCUGUGUUUCAGCAGUAUCUCUUAUUCACCAAUACUGCCAAGUCCUGCCAUCAGACUCCUUUACUCAACUUGCUCCAACCUGGUUACUCCUGGCAUUUCGUAAGCAUGGAGAAGAAUACCACCCAAUCACACGACAAGAACUUCUGGAGGCACUCAAAUUGGAAACACAAAUCCAUCGCUACCAGGAUGAUGAUACUGUAUUCAUGGACACUGCAGUUGAUUAUGCUCUUUUGGGCAAGGCCACUCCUCCAGAUAUUUUCUAUAGCUACAAGCUAUUUCUUCCCAUGAAUUCUCCUGUACGGGAAGUCAUUCAGGGUGACAUAUUCAAGAAGCGCAAGAUUGCCAAAGCUCACUGUGCCCUGAAGGCCUGUAAGAGACUGUAUGAAACUGGAGAGCUGGACCGAGAGCAUAUCCGUCCCAUAAAAGUGACAUUUGAUGAAUCAGAGGAUGAAGAUGAGCAGGAGGGUGAGGGGAAAAAAGGGAAAAGAGGUACCAAGUCUCAUAAAAAGUAUUAUGAAAAGAAGACCUGUGAAGCUCUCCAGGACUGCAUACCAGAAGUGGGACAGGAAAGCCACCUGUACAGAUUCUGUUUCCUCUUGAAGGAUAAGCUGGACCUUGGCCCCAGUCACAAAAUCAGGGAUCCCUCUCAGUGUCCUUUCUCUUGUGGGAUGCUGACCUCCAAACCACUUCAUCAGGUGAAUCCCUUUCUAUUGUAUACCAAAAAUGGAGAGGAAGAGGUAAUUCUGGAGGAUUUGGGCAAGGUGAUCCUUUCAGGAGAGGAACACAGGGAUGCCCUAGCAUUCCAUCGCUUCCUCUUUGAAGAUGUGAUAGAAUGUGGGAAAUUUCCGGCCCAAUUUUCACCACAGUCUUCAUGGGGUCCCAUCUGCACUGUAAUCGAGAAUGGGAGAGUGGCUUGGGGAAUCAUAUAUUCUGCUCUGAAAACAAUGGAUGUGGCACACAAAUUCAUCCCUCAGUCCAUGGGUGUCACUUCAAAAGAAACUGAAUUGGAAGAUGCAGUACUUGUGUCUACAUACACUCCAUACCAACGAAGAUAUUUUGUAAACAGAGUGUGCCAUGAACUGAACCCUUCAUCCACUUUCCCAAAGGAAGAGUUCAACACUUACUCAUCCUAUUAUAAGAUUAAAUAUGACUGCCUUAUCCAAGACCAGACACAAGCUCUCUUGGAAGCAGAACCUGCAACACGCACUGUGUUUCUUCUCAAUCAGAGAUUCUUGGAUGACAUGGAGGAGAUUCCUGAUUUGUCAAAAAGUGCCAAGAAAAAACAGAAGAAUGCACGAAGGUUAGAGGAUAAUGUACAUCUUGUUGGAGAGCUGAUGGCCAUACACCCAUUGAGUGCAGGGCUUUACAUGCAAGUCCUUGCUCUACCAUCCAUCCUGCACCGAAUAGAUGGAAUCGGAAGAGCCUCUCUCAUUGCUUCUGUCAUUUCAUGCAAUGCUUCAGUUCACUCCUUGCCAAUGGGACAUGCAAGUGCUAGAAAGGUGUGGCCAAUGGUUAUUGACCUACCCAAGAAGUUUGACUUCGAGCUUCCAUAUUUGGAUGCUGAGAUAGUUCUUGAGGCCAUUACCUCUGCUAAAGCCCAUGAGAAAUUUAGUCUUGAGAGAUUGGAAAUGCUUGGGGAUUCUGCACUCAAGUUCUUAGCUACAAUCUCAGUGUAUAAUGAGCAGUGUCCUGAGGGUCUCCUCACCAAGAAAAGGAUGAAGCUGGUCUCAAAUAAAACUCUGUGCAAGUGUGCAGACGAGGUCAGAUUUGGAUCCACUCAGCUGCCUGAGUUGCUCAGCUAUGAACAGCUGAGCCCUCGAGCCACAUGGCUCCCACCCUUGUAUGACACUCCUAAAAACUUGGAGGAAGGUCUCAUCAAGAGUGACAAAGAGGCGUCUGACUUCAAAGCUUCCAUCAUCCAGGGCUUGGAUAUUGAAGGAAAAGGGGAGAAUGAAAUUGCUCAGAUGUUCAUAUCUGCUGUGGAGAAUGUUGGUGGAGCAGGAGAUGCAUCAUCUAAGGACACAUUCCAUCUUAUGAGACAUCAUCAGAUUGGAGAUAAAGCUAUUGCUGAUUCAAUUGAAGCUCUGAUAGGAGCUUACUUGUUGAGAGGUGGACUGAGUGGAGCAGCUCAGGUGCUGAAAUUCUUUGGCUUGACUGUGGAAAAUCCAGAAACUUUGUUGAAUGAAGAUCCCCUGUUGGACAAAAAUUGGAAAUUGCUUCCUCUUCUCUUGGAUGAUGUUUGUGGAAUUCAGAAAUUCCUGGGGUACAAGUUCAUGAAUCCCCAUUACCUGUUACAGGCCUUGACUCAUCCUUCCUGUACCAGAAACAGGGCCACCAGGUGCUACCAGCGCCUUGAGUUCCUUGGUGACUGUAUUGUUGAUUUCCUGAUCACUGCCUGGCUGUAUGAUUUGGAUGAGCAGUUGGAUCCAGGCCAGUUGACCGACCUGAGAUCAGCUCUGGUCAGCAAUUGCACUUUGGGAACCAUAGUAGCCAAAAACAAGUUUCAUACCCAAUUGUUGCACCAUUCUCCAGCUCUUCACCGUGCCAUUGAAAGCUUCAUCAGAGCUCAGGAGGAUAACAAAUGGGAGCUUGAUCAAUGGAGCUUGAUUGGUGAAGAAGACACUGGAGAAGUGAAAGAUAUAAAGGUGCCCAAGGUCUUGGGUGAUGUGUUUGAGAGUCUUGUUGGUGCCAUAUUCCUUGACUCUGGACUAUCUCUACAGAAAGUUUGGUAUUGCAUCUAUCCCUUGAUGAAGGAUAAGAUUGAAUCAUAUGUCAAAGACACUCCCAAGCAUCCUAUCAGGAAGCUGCAUGAAAUGCUUGCCCCUGCUCAGCCACAAUUUGAGAUAAAGAUAGUGGAGGUAGCCUUGAAGGCAAAUGGAGCAACAUACAAAGGGAAGGGGAAGAGCAAGAAGCGAGCUGAAAUGGUGGCUGCCAAGAAGGCUCUGCAACACCUGAUGAUACGGCGGAAAAUCCUGACAAAUCGUCCUAUCAACCCUUGCAUGCGUUUUUAGGUCAUUUGCCACCAGCCUCCGGAGCUCCUAGCUGUUUGCAUUUCUAUGCUUUUUCCUUUUUUUUUGCAUUUCUAUGCUUUUGUCAUUUCUGCAGUGUUUUAUCACUAAAAAAAAUCAAGUGGUGGAUGCUGGGAACCUUGAAGGUGAUGAAACUGUAGAGACUACAUGCAGAGUUCACCAGAGCAAUUGAUUCUUCUAACUCUAUCACAUUGAUAAUAUGCUUGCAGUGAAUUUGUGAAAGAACAUCAUCUGAAAAACAUUCAGUAACAUGAGUUUAUUUUCUCUCUUCAUCACACAGGGUGGCUCAGCUCCCCAGUUCUAGUUAUCAGUAAGCCUACUGUACUUUUGUUGAAUGAGAUGACAUUGGAACAUCUUUUGGACAUUUUCUUCCAAUAUCAAUCCAGAAUAUGCUCAACAGGCAUUAGAACUAAAUGUUUAUUGGACUUGCACUACCAAUGACAAGCUAAACAUAACUGCUUCUAAACUUGGUGGUUGUUGCAGAAUUCUGACAUUUUAUCAAAUUGAAUUAGGUCAAAGCAGUAUAUGAUCAGCAAUGUUUGCAUCCCAAGAAUAACUUUGCAUAUGUUUGACAAGGACUGAAGUAAAUAACUGUGAGCUGAUGGCUAACAACUCAAACACCUUACUUGUUCUGAGUUAUGGAUUAACUCUUCAGAUUCCAGAAGGACAAUGCUGACAAUUCCCUUAGCAUAAGAGACAGUGCAGAUAAUAUUUUUUAGAAAAAUUGUUCCUUAUGGUAAUGGUCAAGGUUUCCAAGUCGCCCAGUAUAUUUAUACUUUUUAAAAUUUUUUGUUUGUUUCAGCCUUUCAUUCUGGUAAUGGAAGACUUUGGAUUGGUUCCAUUUCUUUUUUUUUUCCCAGGGAAACCUAUUGUAAUUCUUUAUUUUUAUAGCAUGAAAUAUCAUAUUCAGUUGUGAUACUUGAACCAGCAGAAAGAUGUGUGAUUAUGAGCUGUGAUUCUUAUCUCAUGUAAAUUUGUGUCUGGACUGUCAUUCUUCAUGUGAAGCUGGAUAAUGUGUGGUUAAAGAGCUUGCUAUCAGCAAAAGCUUUCUUUUCAUUCCACUCCCCUCCCCUCCCUCCCUAUCAUAAAACUGUUCUUACUCUUUUGGGUGGGACCCCUUUCCAAGAAGGAAAGAGGCUGUGUUCAUUCCUAUUUCCUAUAUUGUAAAAUAUCUCCUAUUUCUGCACAAAGUCAGUGAGAAUUGAUGUUCAGAUAGAAGACCCAAGUUACAGGGUAAUUUCAUUUCUGGCAGCAUCUGUAUCACCAAAAAAAAUAUUUUAUAGCAAAUAUUGCAUUUUGAAAUUUCCUCAAUGUGAGAGGCAUCAGCAACUUCAGCUUCAUGAAUCUUGACCCAAUGCACCAGUAUGGGCCUCAACUUUUAUCAUGUCACUGACAAGAACUGCUAGUUAAUCAUGCAGUGCCAUACAUGGCAGCCAUUCGUAUUUGGCCCAUCAUUGAUCUGGGACUUGCUCUGUUUUUCAGCCUUUCAUGUUGAGGGUUUCACUUUGAUCAUUUCUUUUGAGUUUUUACUAGAGCAUUUUUAGUGAUGGGUUUCAGCCUGGGCAUUUCUUGUCAUGAGUGAACUUUUCAUUCAGGGUGUGCAAUUUCUCUGUGUGAUAAUCCUAAGUAGUGCCUUUACUUAAGUGCCUCAUUCAGUAUCCUCAUAUAUACCUUUUUAUGCUGCUUCACGCUAUGCUUUGAUGCAAUUAUUACGUGGCCUAUUCAAGCUAAGAUGUUUUCAUCACAUGACAGAGUUGAAAUAUGUCUCCUAGAUGAAUCUUCUGGAUUGGUGAAUAAAGUUCUAUUCAUUCUGAG